GGUUAGCAGGGUCACGUGACCGGCUGGGUCCAGCCGCCGCUGUCAGUGUGAUGGAGGAGAGAAAGAAGUUAAUAGAUGAGACGAGGCAGCGUUUCACCAGCGAAUAUUUACAAGACAAGGCUGAAAAAUAUGAUUCCCGAGAUGUUGAAAGACUAAAACAAGAUGAUGGGUGGGUUGAGAGCUAUCUGCAAUGGAGACAUCACAACGUGGAUGACACAUUGAAAAUGAUUGAUGACAGUUUUCAAUGGAGAAAAGACUUUUCUGUUCUUGAUUUAAGUGAGUCCAACCUUCCUCGAUGGACUUUUGAAACUGGAGCUGUUUACCUUCAUGGGUAUGAUAAAGAAGGCAACAAAAUGUUUUGGUUUAGAGUGAAGUUACAUGUCAAGGAUGCAAAGACAUCUUUGGACAAAAAGAAGUAUGUAGCCUUCUGGUUGGAACGUUAUGCCAAAAGAGAGCAAGGAAAACCUCUUACAGUGGUGUUUGAUCUGACUGAGACUGGAUUAAGCAAUAUAGAUCUGGACUUUGUGCGCUUCAUCGUCAACUGCUUUAAGAUCUAUUAUCCUAAGUACCUUUCAAAAAUGGUGGUCUAUGAAAUGCCAUGGAUAAUGAAUGCUGCCUGGAGGAUGAUAAAAUCAUGGCUGGGUCCAGAUGCCAUCAACAUGCUGAAAUUUACCAACAAAGCUGACGUGCAGGAAUAUAUAAAUACUGAGUAUUUGCCGGCACAUAUGGGAGGAAUUGACCCCUUUAAAUAUAGCUACCCGCCAUUGCCAGAUGAUGAUUUUCAAACACCCAUAUGUGAAAAUGGCCCAAUCCCAGGUGAAGAUGAAUUGGAUGGAAAAGAAAAAGGAGAUGGAGAUAGCAAGGAAACUGUUGACACUAACCACAAUGAAGAGCCCUUGCAGAAACCAAAAAAGGUUUCUUUCGAUGACACCGAACGGCCAGAUUCAAAGACAAAAUCAGCAAAGAAACCGCAAACAGUAUUCAGGGGAUCAUUGCUACACAUAAGUCCAGCUGAAGAUAUUCACUUUGGCUCUAAAGAAAGUGGAGAAACUAAAUGUUUGAUAGUUCUGACCAAUGUGACAAAGAACUCUGUUGCAUUUAAGGUUAGAACAACAGCCCCAGAGAAAUACAGGGUGAAACCAAGCAAUGGCAGCUUUGAGCCAGGCACUUCACUGGAUAUUCUAGUGUCACUCCAUGGAGGUGUUGAAGCCUCCCCCCAGGACAGGUUUCUGGUGAUGGCUGCUGAGAUGAACCAAGCAGCAGGAGGGGGUCCUCCUGACCUGGGUCAGUUCUGGAAGGAAGUUCCUAGAGACCAAGUGAUGGAGCACAGAUUAAGAUGCCAUGUUGUAGAAAGUUAUAAGGCUAUUAAUGCUGCCAAGGAGAAUUCCUUUAAAGGAUUUGCCAUUAGUUCCAGCCAAGAAGAUUUGCAUUCGAAGGUAGAUAACCAAAUUAUUGGCAUCCAAUAGACGACUCGAGGAGCAGGUCAACCGUUGUGUCUGGUUCCAGCAACUAUUAACUGCCUUGGUUACGUUGUUAGUGGCCAUCAUCAGUCUGUCCCUGUACCUGCACUCCCCAGACAAAGACACGCAGUAACCGAACAAGCUUCUCGAUCCACACAAGACCUUUGUAAACCAAAGUCUCUGAUUUUUUAAAAAAAUCUUGUUUUCAAGUUGCCAAUAAUUCACAUGUUGGAGGUGACAAGCUGACCAAUUUUUGUUCAUUAUAACUGCCGUUUUUUAAAAACAAUUUGAUAAUGUUUGUAUAUAAGAAACUAAUUUUCAUCUUGGAAAAAACCUGCCUAACGAUGACCAUCUUAAUGAAUCAUGAAUAAUUGUGCAAUUUGAAGCCAAUCUGUAAUAUAUCUUGGUGCUACUAAUUGAAAUGACUCAAAAUGGUUAAUGCACUGUUCACCCUGGAAAUAUUUGGGUAGAGUUCUGAAGCCCUUUCCAUAAACAAACGUCCAUGUCAAAAUGCACUUUGAUAUCUGUAAAUGCUUGCUACAUGUUAUGGAGCCAAAUCUUUUUUUUCUGGUAGUUCCUCAAUGUGCUAGAUGAUGGGUUGUAAGAAAAUAUUGGACCAUCCAGUGAUUUUGGCCUCUCAGGAGAACAGUGGUCGUUCAUUACCCUUUUAAAUGCAGUGGCGACAACUAUUGAAUGUACCUUUUACAAUCAAAAAAAAUGUCAUUUACUAAACAAUUGGUAUUGACUGUUUGCCAGCCUGAUGAGUUUAGUCAAUGUGAAUGCAAUUAUUAAAAAGAAAUGAAGGUUCCCAAGUUUACUUUAAGAUUGUUUCGGAUAAACCAUGUACUGGCUGCAUUUAUCUUAUACAAUAGUAUACCAACAUUAGAUUUUAGAUUGGUUUAAAACAGAAAUGCUGGAUAACUUAAAACUGUUGUGAAUGAUCACGUUUUCUCAUGCUUUCCUUUUUGGAAAGUAAUUUUCCUAAGUUUGCUUCAUGUUCUAAGUUAAAUGCUGUGUACCGAAUUCAAGAUUCUGUGCCAAGGAACCCAAGUACAUAAAUGCAACACUUCUCUUAGAUAUGUUAUUUUCUUCUGGAAUAAGCACGCAGGAAGAACCAAGUGUGCCCAAACUGAUGCCAGCAAGCUGUAGCAAUGUUGCCCUAGAAGCCCAAGGUAACUCGAUCUCACUUGCACUUGAUGUUUGCUUUUUCAUUGAAUUUUUUGUAGAUCUGGAGUUUGGAAAAAGUCACCAGUGCUGUUGCCUUAUUGAAUUAAAAUGUUGAUAUCUGUUCACAUCAAAAACAAGAGAUGUAGGCAAAUUUCAUGAAAACUGAGUUUAAACAUUUGGUGACUCCUGAAUCUCUGUGCUCACAAAGACUUUAUGCUGACACUGUGGAGAAAUGAAGCACCCCAUGGUCCAGAGGAAACUUAAUUCCGUUAAUCACAUCUCUCCUGCAGUCUGGUUGCAUAGGGAUUACCUGCCACCUUUUGAGAAUUUUGUGCCAUGGACAACCCCAAACUUAAUGAAAAAGUUGAGAGUGACAAUUGAUUCCUUUAAUAGAAUAUGUUAUCAUUACAAAACUGAAGGUAAGAUUGUCACUAGGACUUCAUUUGAAAUCAAUUUAAUGCCAGGUGCUGUAAACUGAUAUUUGUCUGUUCGCAAACCUAUACUGCAAACAUUGAACCGUGUGUAUCUACCUACUUUAUAAAUGCAAAACUGCUAAUGCUUCAUUGAUACACUGAUCAGAUAACAUAUCAGAAAAUAGUGCAUUUUUAAAAAAGUUUCAAGCAGCGAUGCAUUGGAGAUAAGUUAACCAGUAUAUAAAAUGUGAAGUUAAUCACUUCAUUAAGUGAGCAAGAGCCUUACUGAAUUGUAGUGAUAGCAGUUUGGCAGUAUUCAUUUUGUUUUUUUUUCCCAGAUCUUUUUGUUUUAAAACAAAUAUAAUUGUGUAGCACUGGAGCUGAAAAUAAUCUGUUGUGAUUAAUCAGCUAGUUAUUUGGGUUCAUAGCUCACUACCAACAAAUAUAAAAAAUCAGAUCACUUAUAAAGCUGUACUAUAUUUAAAACUUUUUCAAUAGAACUAUGUAACUCAUAGUACAUUAGUGUACGGAUUACCAAUACGAAAAGCUGGCAAUUUAGAUUAAAAUGCACUUUAUGGUAUGAAAUUGCUGAUCAUAUUGCCUUUGACACUCCAAAUGGACUGUUUGUUAGUGUUUUAUAUUGUUUGGAAAUAAACAUUCUGCAAUCACAUUA
Carcharodon carcharias (great white shark) is the source of this 3713-nucleotide messenger RNA. It is a transcript of the gene mospd2, whose product is annotated as motile sperm domain containing 2. The coding region runs from base 51 to 1466 and encodes 471 amino acids. Lineage: Eukaryota; Metazoa; Chordata; Chondrichthyes; Lamniformes; Lamnidae. The transcript is spliced from 15 exons. The record is from RefSeq and is a predicted model, not a curated record.